Penicillium malachiteum is the source of this 1203-nucleotide messenger RNA. Its product is annotated as oleate delta-12 desaturase. The transcript is spliced from 2 exons. Bases 1 to 1203 code for a protein of 400 amino acids. Gene Ontology annotation, molecular function: oxidoreductase activity. Gene Ontology annotation, biological process: lipid metabolic process. The record is from RefSeq and is a predicted model, not a curated record. NCBI's taxonomy places the organism in Eukaryota, Fungi, Ascomycota, Eurotiomycetes, Eurotiales, Aspergillaceae.
AUGGCUUCUUCUACAAUCCAGACCGUGGACCCUGUCAUUCAAUUGAAGGGAGACACUAAGGCAAAGGAUAUCACUUAUGGCUUCUUGAGAGACAAGGUCCCAGCUCAUUGCUUUGAGCGUUCGGCUCUUAAGUCAUUUGCCUAUCUAUUCCGUGAUUUUGUCUAUGCUGGUAUCUUGGUAUGGCUUGCUCUCAAGAUUGAUCUCCUGCCUACACCCGCCCUCCGGGCUACUGCUUGGGUUCUCUAUACAUUCUUCCAAGGAUGUGUUGGUACCGGCAUGUGGAUCAUUGGUCACGAGUGUGGUCACGGAGCUUUCUCGCAAUACUCUAAGCUCAACGAUGUUGUCGGAUGGGCCAUUCAUUCGCUCUUGAUGGUUCCCUUCUUCUCAUGGAAGAUUACCCAUGCCAGACAUCACCGUUACCACGGCCACAUGGACAAGGAUGUGGUUUUCGUCCCAUUUACUGAAUCUGAACUUGCGAAGAAAGAGCCUACUUUGCUCAGCAAGUUCCAGGAGCUGGUUGAGGAAACCCCUCUCUACCACGCCGUCACCCUGCUCGGACACCAAGUUCUCGGAUGGCAAUUGUACAUGUUCUUCAAUGUCAGCGCUGGACCCAAGAGUCUUCCCGAGAAGGGAACCCCCGCCAAGAUGUUCCGUAACAGCCAUUUCGACCCUCUGGGCUCCCUGUUCACUGGUGCGCAAGCGCAUCUGAUCGCCAUUACCGACCUGGGUCUCUUGAUGGUUGCAGGUGCUCUUUACUACUUCGGUACUCAGAUUGGUUUCUGGAAGGUUGCUCUGCUCUACGUCGUGCCCUACUUCUGGGUUCACCACUGGUUGGUGGCUAUUACCUACCUGCACCACACUCACCCCACCGUCCCUCACUACGACGACAAGGCCUGGACCUUCGUCAAGGGAGCUCUUUGCACUGUCGACAGACGCUUUGGCUUCAUUGGACGCCACUUCUUCCACGAGAUUAUCGACUACCAUGUCAUCCACCACCUCUUCCCCAGAAUUCCCUUCUACCACGCUGAGGAGGCCACCAACGCCAUUGUUCCUUACCUCGGCGACCAAUACCGUCUUGAGGAGGAGAUGUUCCUGAAGUCAUUGGUGGAUACCUUCAACACCUGCAAGGUUGUGCAUGACCCUGAUUCCGAGGGUGCUCUGCACUGGAAGCUUUCGCAGAAGGCGGAGAAGAAGAGCAACUAG